CCGAGGGGCGGCGGCGCCGAGCUCUGCGGCUCCCGGGGUCGGGCCGUCGUCCCCCGGCCGGCGUUUCCGGGUCUCGGUGACGCGCUCCGAUGGAGCGGCCCGGGGACGGCGAGCGGCCGCCGCGGCAGCGGCCCUGGGGGCGGCUCCUGCGCCUGGGCGCCGAGGAGGGCGAGCCGCACGUCCUCCUGUGGAAGCGCGAGUGGACGCUCGGGCGGCGGAGAGGCUGCGACCUCUCAUUCCCUAGCAAUAAACUUGUGUCUGGAGAUCACUGUAAAAUUUUAGUGGAUGAAAAGUCUGGUCAGGUGAUGCUGGAAGACACCAGUACCAAUGGAACAGUAAUCAAUAAGCUGAAGGUUGUUAAAAAACAGACUUGUCCUCUACAGUCUGGGGAUGUCAUCUAUUUAGUGUACAGGAAGAAUGAGCCGGAACACAAUGUGGCAUACCUCUAUGAAUCUUUAAAUGAAAAGCAAGGCAUUACUCAAGAAUCCUUUGAAGCCAAUAAAGAAAAUGUGUUCCAUGUGACCAAAGAUACCUCAGCUCCAGGGUUGGGUGAUGACUCCCAGGAUAUACCGUUGUUGCCUGCCGCUCAGGUGUGCGUGGAGGAAGCACAGCCAUCGACAUCCACAUCAGACCUCUUCCCCAUGGCCUCUACCUCAUCCACAGAGCUGACUCCCACAGGGUCUGGGGAUGUAGGUAUCUCCUCAAAAGGAUAUGGCUCAGUUUUGGCCAGUGACGAACUCUCCAACCUUGUUCCAGCUCUCCCAAGCAGAGAAGAAGCACCCUUUCCCUUAUUGGAACCCCAGGACCAGGAGAAUUUGGAGCCUGUUAAAAAGAAGAUAAAAGGAGAUGGGGAGCUCGAAUUGAACCUUCAGUUGGUUGCGGAUCAGUGUAGAAAUACCCAAACCAUCUGUGAGGAUGUCAGAAUUGCCUCUGUGAAGCCUGACAAGAUGGAGGAGACACUCACCUGUAUCAUCUGCCAAGACCUGCUACAUGACUGUGUGAGUUUGCAGCCCUGCAUGCACACAUUCUGUGCAGCUUGCUACUCUGGCUGGAUGGAACGUUCAUCUUUGUGCCCCACCUGCCGCUGUCCAGUGGAACGAAUCUGUAAAAACCACAUCCUGAACAACCUUGUAGAAGCUUACCUUGUCCAACACCCAGAUAAGAGUCGCAGUGAAGAAGAUGUGAGAAGUAUGGACGCCAGGAAUAAGAUCACUCAAGACAUGCUUCAGCCAAAAGUCAGGAGAUCUUUCUCUGAUGAAGAAGGGAGUUCAGAGGACCUGCUAGAGCUGUCUGAUGUUGACAGUGAAUCCUCAGACAUAAGUCAGCCAUAUAUCGUGUGCAGACAGUGUCCUGAGUACAGAAGACAAGCUGUGCAUCCCCUUCCCUGCCCAGCACUGGACAGUGAGCUGAGGUCCCCUCAGGCUCUUGGGGGUGACACACCAUCAACUUCUACCAGCUUCCCAACAGCCCAGGAUUAUGUGUGCCCUGUGCAAGGAAGCCAUGCCAUAUGCACUUGCUGUUUCCAGCCCAUGCCUGACCGGAGAGCUGAACGUGAGCAGGACCCCCGUCUUGCCCCUCAGCAGUGUACAGUGUGCCUACAGCCUUUCUGCCACCUGUACUGGGGUUGUCGCCGGAGUGGCUGUUUUGGCUGUCUUGCUCCAUUCUGUGAGCUCAACCUGGGGGACAAGUGUCUGGAUGGAGUGCUGAACAACAACAACUACGAGUCAGACGUUCUGAAGAAUUACCUUGUGACCAGGGGUCUGACAUGGAAAAAUAUGCUGACAGAGUGUCUCAUGGCUCUUCAGCGAGGGGUGUUUCUACUGUCUGAUUACAGAGUUACUGGAAACACUGUGUUAUGUUACUGCUGUGGCCUUCGCAGCUUCCGAGAGCUGACCUAUCAGUAUCGGCAGAACAUUCCUCCUUCUGAGUUGCCAGUGGCUGUAACAUCUCGUCCUGACUGCUACUGGGGCCGCAACUGCCGCACUCAGGUGAAGGCUCACCAUGCAAUGAAAUUCAAUCACAUCUGUGAACAGACGAGGUUCAAGAACUGAUCAUCUGAACUGAGCAUUGGGGAGAUAUGCAGACAGCUGUUGAGUCCUGGAGACAGUGAUACCAUGUGUAAACACUUUUUAAGGGCAUUUCUGUAGUUUCCCCUAAGUGGUGCUGGGGUGUCUGGCCAAGGCACUAUGAUGUGACUUUUUCUUUUGUGGUUUUUACUCCAAGGUGAGACUCCUUGGCCAACUGAAAACUUCCUGUCAGCUCUCCCCUCCUGCAGGGACAAUGACAGUGCAGAUUUGUGCUUUUGUACCUUUCCCACAACUACAGUUGAACUGGGAAUCUCUUUUCAGGAAAAGAUUGAUGGGAGAAAGGAGGAGGCUUAUCAGAGCAUACUGUUUAAGCAAAGGGAGCUUAAGUUUACAGCCUGUAUGAUGUACAGAUUAUUCUGCUGUUGGGAUAUCACAGCCUUUUAUAUAUUUUUAUUUUAAUAGGUUUGGUGCUUCUAAUAAGAUUUAAAUAUCACAAACUAGCACAAAUAAUAUAAUUUAUAAUUUACAAAUUGCGAUUGGUGAUAGUAUAAUAUUUGAAAGAAUGAACAUGUUUUUUUU
Messenger RNA from Dipodomys spectabilis (banner-tailed kangaroo rat), 2606 nucleotides. It is a transcript of the gene Chfr, whose product is annotated as checkpoint with forkhead and ring finger domains. The transcript is spliced from 17 exons. Gene Ontology annotation, biological process: mitotic cell cycle checkpoint signaling; protein ubiquitination; ubiquitin-dependent protein catabolic process. Gene Ontology annotation, cellular component: nucleus. The record is from RefSeq and is a predicted model, not a curated record. The coding region runs from base 90 to 2051 and encodes 653 amino acids. NCBI's taxonomy places the organism in Eukaryota, Metazoa, Chordata, Mammalia, Rodentia, Heteromyidae. Gene Ontology annotation, molecular function: protein binding; ubiquitin-protein transferase activity.